Messenger RNA from Bombina bombina (fire-bellied toad), 1327 nucleotides. Its product is annotated as molecular chaperone MKKS-like. The coding region runs from base 149 to 1327 and encodes 392 amino acids. Lineage: Eukaryota; Metazoa; Chordata; Amphibia; Anura; Bombinatoridae. Gene Ontology annotation, molecular function: ATP binding. The record is from RefSeq and is a predicted model, not a curated record. The transcript has 3 exons. Gene Ontology annotation, cellular component: nucleus; kinociliary basal body; cytoplasm. Gene Ontology annotation, biological process: developmental process; intracellular transport; chaperone-mediated protein complex assembly.
CAAACUUGUAUUUCUUUUUACCAGAAUCCCAUCCCAUUGCAUCUCAAUUUUUAGACUUUUGCAUGAUUUUUCCCAUCAAUAAAAUUUAAUUACAAAUGAAAUAAUUAGAACUCAAGUUAUUUUCUUUGAGGUUGUCAUAAGGCUAAAAAUGUCAAGGUUUGAACCUAAGAAACCUUCACUUUGUACUUCAGGGCCUUUAUUGAAUGAUACAUUUAGGGAAUCCCUGAGUGUUUUACAUGCAAUUGUAAAGUCUUGUUAUGGUCCAUUUGGUCGGCUGAAACAGCUUCACAAUGGUAUAGGAGGAUGUGUCACUACUACAUCACAGUCACAUGCCUUGCUUAGUGGCUUUUCUGUCCGUCAUCCAGCUGUAAAGCUAAUAGCUGCUUCUAUCUGCAAUCACAUAUCUACUUUUAGUGAUUGUGGCCUUUUUGCUGCCAAUUUGUGCUGCAACUUGAUUGAUCAGUUCACAAAUUUAAAUAUUUCUCCCCAUACAAUAAUAAGAUUGAGCAAGCAUAUUUUAAAUCUAUGUAUUACUUAUUUGAAGUCUGAGGAUUGUGCCUGCAAAAUGGCAGUAGAUUUCAGCAACAGCAAGUCAUUACUUAGUGUUGCUUACUCUGUAGUCUCUAGUAAGCCUGCAUGUAUGCUUACUGCAAAUGAAGCAAAUUACAUCAGUACCUUGGCUGUAAAAGCCUUUCUUUUGACAGUUCCAAAUGAUGUAGGGUCAAGUGUUACUUUAGGUAAGAGCAUUAUAGUUCCUGUUGAAGGGGAGGAUGUAAUGGGAUCUUCAGUUGUUUCUGGACUCCUUAUUGAAAUGUCAGAUUAUUAUUUGACUCGAGAAUUACCAUCUACUCAGUUAACCACUAAACCCCUUAAAGUUGCCUUAUUUUCUAUUUCUUUAUCUGGAGACUUUUGUGAAACUGGAGAAGGAACUUUGGAUGUCUUUGAUAGUGUAAACCCUGACAUUGUUAUGUUGGAUCAGCUGUUUGCUUUGGGAAAACAGCUAGUGGAUGAUCAUGUAAUGCUUCUUUUGUGCCAAAAAGUGAUCCAUCCAGCCCUAAAACAAUAUCUUAAAGAACAGGAUGUCUUUGCAGUGGAUAGAUUAGGAGCAGCAGUUAUGGAACCCCUGAGUCAAAUGACAGGUGCGAAACCCAUAGCUUCUCUGAGUCCUGUGUCUUCAACUUGCUAUGGUGACCUAAAGAACGUAAGCAAAUUGUCCUAUGGAUUCAAGCAUUUUCUACAUCUGAUUCCCUUUGACACCUCCAUUUGCAGUUUUGUGUUAUGCAACCGAAAUGAAACUUCGUUGAAAGAGCUUAUGCUUCCUCGUUAA